Molecule: messenger RNA, 1821 nt
Organism: Grammomys surdaster
Lineage: Eukaryota; Metazoa; Chordata; Mammalia; Rodentia; Muridae
Gene: Dtl
Product: denticleless E3 ubiquitin protein ligase homolog
Exons: 12
Coding region: 1-1821 (606 amino acids)
Biological process (GO): mitotic G2 DNA damage checkpoint signaling; proteasome-mediated ubiquitin-dependent protein catabolic process
Cellular component (GO): nucleus
Molecular function (GO): protein binding; protein-macromolecule adaptor activity
Source: RefSeq, a predicted model, not a curated record
AUGCAAAGGCCACCAGUGCAGCCUCAAGUCUGUAGCUUUUUCCAAGUUUCAAAAAGUUCCUCCUGUGUAACUCCACAUUCUCAAACGUCUGUAUUCUGUACAGGUGGGAGAGAUGGCAACAUUAUGAUCUGGGACACCAGGUGCAACAAAAAAGAUGGAUUUUAUAGGCAAGUGAAUCAAAUCAGCGGAGCUCACAAUACUGCAGACAAGCAAACCCCUUCAAAACCCAAGAAGAAACAACAUUUAAAAGGACUUGCUCCUUCUGUGGAUUCCCAGCAGAGUGUUACUGUGGUCCUCUUUCAGGAUGAGAAUACAUUAGUCUCAGCAGGAGCCGUGGAUGGAAUAAUCAAGGUAUGGGAUUUACGCAAGAAUUACACUGCUUAUCGACAAGAACCUAUAGCAUCCAAGUCUUUCCUGUACCCAGGUACCAGCACUCGAAAACUAGGAUACUCAAGCUUGGUUUUAGAUUCUACUGGCUCAACUUUAUUUGCUAACUGCACAGAUGACAACAUAUAUAUGUUCAAUAUGACUGGCUUAAAGACUUCUCCAAUGGCUGUCUUCAAUGGACACCAGAACUCUACCUUUUAUGUAAAAUCAAGUCUUAGUCCAGAUGACCAGUUUUUAAUCAGUGGUUCAAGUGAUGAAGCUGCCUACAUUUGGAAGGUUUCCAUGCCCUGGCAUCCUCCUACUGUUCUCCUGGGUCAUUCUCAAGAGGUCACGUCUGUGUGCUGGUGUCCAUCAGACUUCACCAAGAUUGCAACCUGCUCUGAUGAUAAUACACUAAAAAUCUGGCGCUUGAAUAGAGGCCUAGGGGAGAAACCGGAAGGCGAUAAACACUCCAUAGUGGGUUGGACCUCUCAGAAGAAAAGAGAAGUGAAAGCUGGCCCAGUAACGGUACCAAGUAGCCAGAGUACUCCUGCCAAAGCUCCCAGAGCCAAGAGCAGUCCAUCCAUUUCCUCUCCUUCGUCAGCAGCUUGUACUCCAAGCUGUGCAGGAGAUCUCCCUCUUCCUUCAAAUACCCCCACAUUCUCAGGCAAAACCACUCCUGCCAAGACCCGUUCUCCAGUCAGCAGAAGAGGCUCCAUCUCUUCUGUGUCUCCCAAGCCACUCUCUUCUUUCAAGAUGUCACUUAGAAACUGGGUGACCCGAACACCUUCUUCAUCACCACCUGUCACUCCACCUGCUUCUGAGACAAAGAUCUCAUCUCCAAGAAAAGCCCUUAUUCCUGUGAGCCAGAAGUCAUCAAAAGCAGAUGCUUGCUCUGAAUCUAGAAAUAGAGUGAAGAGGCGUCUUGACUCAAGCUGUCUGGAGAGUGUGAAACAAAAGUGUGUGAAGAGUUGCAACUGUGUCACUGAGCUUGACGGCCAAGUGGAGAGUCUUCAUUUGGAUCUGUGCUGCCUUUCCGGCACCCAGGAAGUCCUUAGCCAAGACUCUGCGGGUCCUACCAAAUCAAGCAAGAUUGAAGGUGCUGGCACAAGUAUCUCAGAGCCUCCUUCUCCUGUCAGUCCUUAUGUUUCUGAAGGCUGUGGACAACUGCCUCUUCCUUUGAGACCUUGUGGAGAUGGAUCUGAAAUGGUGGGCAAGGAGAAUAGCUCCCCAGAGAAUAAGAACUGGUUGUUGGCCAUGGCAGCCAAACACAAGGCAGAGAAUUCAUCUCCAAGAAGUCCAUCAUCCCAGACACCCAGUUCCAGGAGACAAAGUGGCAAGACAUCACCAGGCCCGGUCACCAUUACUCCCAACUCCAUGAGGAAGAUAUGUACGUACUUUCGUAGAAAGACUCAAGAUGACUUCUGUAGUCCUGAACACUCAACUGAAUUAUAG